Molecule: messenger RNA, 5313 nt
Organism: Lytechinus pictus (painted urchin)
Lineage: Eukaryota; Metazoa; Echinodermata; Echinoidea; Temnopleuroida; Toxopneustidae
Product: sorcin-like
Exons: 10
Coding region: 241-819 (192 amino acids)
Molecular function (GO): calcium ion binding
Source: RefSeq, a predicted model, not a curated record
CAUGGAAGCAUGCACUGUCGAGGUGACCACGCCCACAUCGUUUUUAUUAUCAUCAUGCAUAUUAUAACAAUUAACAUGCAUGCAGCUAGCUGCAGCGCAAUCACUUACCGUACGAUAUAUUUUUGGAAUCAGUUGACGUUAGCGCUGACGUGUGGUCGUCCAUUCUCGAAUUAAAAUCUUGCAGCUUUGUAAAUUUUUCGGUUUCACUUUUUCAGUCAGAACUAAGAUUUCCUGUUUAAAAUGGCCUAUCCUGGGUAUGGAGCUCCCCAGCAGCCACGCUACCCUGGUAUGCCAGGUUAUGGUGCACCUCCCGUUCAGGACCCUUUGUAUCAGUAUUUUGCUGCUGUGGCUGGACAGGACCAACAGAUAGAUCAGAAAGAGCUCCAACAAUGUUUGACAAGUUGUGGGAUAGCAGGAACAUAUCAGCCGUUUAGUAUAGAGACCUGUACAUUGAUGAUCAACAUGCUUGAUAGAGAUUUUUCUGGAAAGAUGGGCUUCACAGAAUUCAAAGAACUGUGGACGGUACUCCAGCAGUGGAAACAAACCUUUACACAAGUUGACCGAGACCGAUCUGGCCAAAUCGAUGGUCGAGAACUGGCAGGAGCACUCGCUUCAUUCGGAUAUAGGUUAUCACCCAACGCCAUUGGUGCCCUCAUGAGACGGUAUGGAGUCAACGGCCAGAUUCAAUUUGAUUCCUUUGUUGGAUGUGCAGUACGUCUACGUGCCUUGACAGAUUUCUUCAGGAAAAAAGACACACAACAGAAUGGAAAUGCGAUGAUGCAGUAUGAUGAGUUUAUUACAUACACCAUGUCUGUUUGAUGUUACAAGGCGAAGAAAAGAAAAGUUCAUUGCCAACACCAUGGCUAUGUAACACGGCUACUGUUUAUAUUGGUGAGUUCAUUGAACACAAGGGAGAAGACAGAGUGGAGAGUCUCAAGGAGGAUUUAAAGCCUCUUAUUUUUUAAUAGAAAGUUUACCUUUAGCUACAAAUAGAUGUAACUGCCUUGAUGUAUGUAAUGACUUGAUGUAAUAUUACUCCGAUAUUCUGCUCAUGGAAACAAGUUUCAUACAAACCCAGAGGUUCCCAUCAGGGCAGAUCUUGGGUCUGUUUCAUAAAAAAUUGUUAAUAUAAUAACAAAUUUCCAAGAAUACUGAAAUCAUUCAAUUUUAUUGGCUGAUAGUGAGAAUUUUUUCAUCUCACUCUGCCGGAAAAACUUCUUUUUCUAAAAGAACUAUUGCUACGGGAUCUGUCACAUAGCGUAUUCUGGCUGCCGCUUCAUGAAAGCUUUAUUUACUUACUUUAAUUAUUUCAUUAGCUUGAAACUGUUAUUGGAAAUUUGUUACUAUAACUAGUAUUACAUAUGUAUGGCAAGCCAUUUCAUCACUAACUCCUAUUUCUUGAUAGAAAUCCAAUUCUUGAUAUCAAAUAUGAGAUUAUUGAUAUUCAGAGUGAAUUAUUUCUAGACAAACACUUUUUAUUGCCAACAAAAUGUCUAUUCUUGCUAUUAAGAAUUAUAUACAUGUAUAUUCUUGAUAUCAAUUAUUGCAAUUAAUGAUAACAUAGCUUGCCAUGUGUCAUUUCAAGGGCCCUGUAACAUAAAGAGUUACGAUCGAGUAUCCAAUCAGGAUCCUUGUUGCAAAUACCUUUUGCAGUAAAGUCUUGCAGUGAACCAAUCAGAUUGCUUUGUUUUAACCCUAUCUAGGCUAGGGUAUUUUGGGAGAUCAUAUGGGGGGGGCAGGCCCCCCCUUGAGAUCUCGGUCAUCGAUCGCGCGAUUGCGCUGAAAAUUGGCACGCAGCUUGCCUGGAACAUAAUCUACAAAAUUCUGUAAUAAUUUAUUUCAUGCAAAUCGCUAUUAAUUAUGCUAAUUUAUGCGUAAUUAGUAUGCAAAAUUAUACUUUUUCCUUUAAAUCCCUAAAUAGAAACUCUUUGUGGUGUUCUCAGCAAAUGAACAUGAAAAAAAAUGCGAUAUCAGAACAAUUUCUCAUACUAUUAUAUUGUUUUUGCAAUUUCUUUUUUUUUGUACCUUUUGUUUUUUAUUGUUCUUCAAUGAACUUUGAGACUCUUUUGAGAUCAUAAACAGCAUAAAAUAAACCCAUUUAGACCACCAAAACUAAAAAUAAUCCUACAAUUAUGAUUAUGGGUUGAAACAAUUUGCCUUGACUUUGUUCACAAAAUCACGUUUUUGAGCAAUUUUUGGUCUGACAUGCACUUACAAAAUGUUGCGUAAUUUUUAAACCGCGUACCCGGUUGUCGCAAAUUUGAUCUCAAAAGAUGCGCAAGACUUGAAAGUAAAGUCAGCGAGUGGCGCGGUAAAAAAAAUUCGCGCGGCAAAAAUAUUGUGUGAAUCGUUGAGGGGGGCCUCAGAGGCCCCCCCCCCCCCCUGGCCUAGAUAGGGUUAAUUGGCAAUUGAUUGUAAGUCGUGAUGUAACAGAACAUCUGGGCCCCAUUUUACAAAGAGUUACAAUAGAUCCGAUCAGCCCCAACUUUAUGGAAAUCCAUCUAUGUCAUAUUUUUUUCUUCAGGAAAUUUACACAAUGUCCUUAGUAAACAAAGAGAAGCACACUGAAAUUUCAAGAAAAAUAUGAAUAUACAUCAUAUGUAGAAAAUAUUCUUCUAUUAAAACAAAUAUGUAUUUUAGAUGUUGACAUUGCUGGCUCUCCAUAGUUGUGGUUGAUUGGAUCAAUCAUAAUUUUUUGUAAGACGGGGCCCUGUAUAUGGCUUUCAUGAUGAAAACUCACCAAGCUGUAGACACCUCUCACGUAAAAAGAUAUGACAUGCUUUAUAGCAAGUCAUUUACAUCUAAAACAAAUUGCCAAGCCAGACCUGUUAAGAAAAUUUGUGAAUUAUUUUUGUCAUGUAUAUGUUUGUAGUGCAAAGGCUGUGACUCUGAUAGUUUUAUUACCUAUUAUUGUAUUUAUAUAUAUAUAUAUGCGGGACUAUUGUAUGUGUUUUUUUUUCAAUGAAUAGUUAAUCAUGUAUAUGUACAAUGUAGUACUAGUUAUUGUGAAAAAGUAAAUUAAAGGGCUGCAUGUGCCACCCUGCCAUCUCUGAGAAAUUAUGUACAGUAAGAAAAAUAAUAUUAAAUAAUCAAACCUGAAAAUUUCAUUUUUUUGAUGAAAUAUGAUAGAGAUACAGUAUUUGGAACUUUUCAUUGUUUGUAAAAUUUUGAACAAAAUGAUACGAGUGUAGUGCUAAUGCCACAAGCCCACCUUUCUGUAUCUACAAAUAUUGUUAUAUGGAUUGCAAAUAUUGAAAUUUUCUGCUCCUAAUAAUGUGAAACAUAUUUUGGCUUUUGUGUCUUUGAAUGUUUUACUUAUAAAUAGUGCUAUACAAAUGCUAUUCAUCAUCAAAAUGUGAACUAUUCAACACUGUUAUCCAUUUUAACACAGCAAGAUAUUCUUUAUGCAUCUGUGACGAAAUUAAAUGUCUCAGAUUCUGCAUGAUAAACUUCAAAGAAUAUAGUUGACAUCUACAGCUCACUCAUUUGCAUAUAAUAUUUGUAGAACUAUACAAAACUUUAUGGAAUUGUGUUUCUCGAACUCUUGUCAUUUUUAUCAGAUUUUGAAAUUUGUUUACUGUUUUCUUUUGUAUUUUACUCCCUUCAUUCUUAUCUAUCACUUUAUUGGUUGAAAAAAUAGAUUACUAAUAACAAGGUCAAUUAAAAGGGUGCAAAUUUUAAGGAACUACCUUGACACUUGUAAAAAUCUUUAUAAUACUUGUAUGUCUUUCACUCAUUGAUUGCUAUUUCUACACGAUGCAAGGCUUUAUUGCUUAAAGGAGAAUGAAACUCUUGCAGCAAGUUAGCUUUUGUGAAAGCAGAAAAAUCAAAGAAUAAGAUCAACAAAAUUUUGAGUAAAAUAGGACUAGCAAUAGAAGAGUUAUGAGCAUUUGAAUGUCGAGAUCACUAAUGCUAUGGAGAUCCUCCCAAUGGCAACGCAACCAAGAUCUAUGAUAUCACAGAUGAACAACUCUCCCCUUUUGGACACUGAAAAUAUACCCCAAAACAUCUCUUUUUGCUCAUUCUAAUCAUAUGACAAACGAUUCAUCAAUGAUAUAAUGUUGUGAAACCUCUGUACUUGUCCUCUCAUAAAGAGAAUACCUCACCUUGUGAUAGAUUCUAUAAAAGUGAGAAUAUAAGUGAAAUAAGUACUAAAGCAAUGAGGGAGUUGUACGUGUGUGACAUCACAGAUCUUGGUCGCAUUGCCAACAGGAGGAUCUACAUGGCAUUAGUGAUCUCAAUAUUCAAAUGCUCAUAACUUUCUUAUUAUUCAUUCAAUCUUCCUCAAACUUUCAACAAUAUGUUUCUUUGAUUUUUCUCUUUGAUAUGGAUUCAGCUGGUUUCAAGGGUUUCAUUCUCCUUUAAGUUCAUUGUUCGCUUUUAAUACAUUAAAGUACAACAAUGUAUACAAAGUAUACAUAUAAUCUUUCAUUUCAGUGUAUUUAGGGUGAAGUACUUCAGACUCUGUUUUGUAUGCAUUCUAGGAGAACAGAUAAGUCAAAGCCGAGGAAUUCAUUUCAUAAUUGUGAACUAUAUUGGUGUAUGAAAAGUGGUCUUUGUUUGAAAUUAUAUUCAUUUGGUGUUUAAAUUAAGUCAGAAUGUAAACUGAUUAGAUUAAUAAACUUUGAGUUGAAUUGGUAUUGAUUAUAUUGCACUUGCUAUUAUCAGAAUUAGUUCCAUGCUAAUUUCUAUUUUCGUUUCUUGCAGACUUUAUUCCUUUUUUUCUAGAAACCAGUACAUGCUCUUGUUUUUUGUUGUUAUUCUGUAUGUGUAGGCUGCAUUCGGGGCAGCAUUGAUAUAAUUGUGGUCGCGUCAUGGUCUAAUGGUUCUGACUCUCGCCUUUCAAACAGGGUCGUGGGUUCGAAUCCUAGCCAUGACAUGUUUUCCUUCAGCAAGAAAUUUAUCCACACUGUGCUGCACUCGACCCAGGUGAGGUGGAUGGGUACCCGGCAGGAUUAAUUCCUUGCAUGCGCUGAGCGCCGGUGAAGGUAGCUCGAGCUAAAGCCGGGGUAAUAAUAGCAGCGCUUUGUAUCCUCAGAAAAAAAGCGCUUUAUAAAUUCAGCUUAUUAUUCUUAUUAUUAAUAGUCUCUUUUAGUGAAAAUGAGAUAACAGUUAGCCACAAUUAAUUACUUGGUUAAUUUUAUAAUGUGAAUAAUUGUCAAUGUUUAAGCCAUGUUGAAUUAUGUGAAACAUUCAUGAAAAUAUGAAGAUAUAUGCUAUCCUUUUGUAUUGUAUGAAAUACCACAUAAUUUUAAUUAUCUCUUCUUCUUUUAUAUACAUGUACAUCAAAGAAUAAAGACUAUUGACUUGUAA